Messenger RNA from Colletotrichum godetiae, 643 nucleotides. RefSeq lists its product as uncharacterized. The coding region runs from base 52 to 348 and encodes 98 amino acids. The transcript has 2 exons. NCBI's taxonomy places the organism in Eukaryota, Fungi, Ascomycota, Sordariomycetes, Glomerellales, Glomerellaceae. The record is from RefSeq and is a predicted model, not a curated record.
GAUAUCCCAACCUACUUGAAAUUCCAUUGAAUCCUUCUCAACGAAGCCAAAAUGAACUUCAAUUUCCUGUUGUGGUUCUUUCUCUUAGGAGCUGCCAGCGUCUCCGCGAGCACCUGUGUCGUUGAACCACGAUCCAACUUUGACAGCCGUUUCGACUCAAGCUUCGCCAAGCAAGCACGGCAACAGUGUCGCAACGCUGGCGGGAACUCGAAGGGAGGCAACUCUGUGCGACAGGCCUGCGACUUCCGUGGCGACCCGCCCAGAUCUCUUCAGAGGCAGUCUCGCAUUCAAGUUUCUUCGAAUGGGCGCAGCGCAAAUGUGAACGUCAGAUGGAAUUGCAGACGUUGAUACUGACAGGGUGAUACCACGCGUCAACAAUGCGUUUUGAUAGUCCGGGCAGGGUGUGAGACUGGCAUGGUGCAAUUAGGAGACUCCGAGACCAGGAUCAUUUAGGCUGUGAUCAUGGGUUUGUGACAGAUGGGAGAGUGGAGUGGAAGGUGAGGAUGCUUGUCUCUUUAGUUACUAGUAGUUGCAUAAUGAUGCUCUGCUCUUUUCUACUUCAACGCUUACCAACAUGAGAGCAUAUCGCUACAAACUGCGGAGCCUUCGAUUAGCAGUUCACAUUCACUUCGGUUCAGGCUCG